Messenger RNA from Aureobasidium uvarum, 1440 nucleotides. The record is from the annotation of a GenBank genome assembly. NCBI's taxonomy places the organism in Eukaryota, Fungi, Ascomycota, Dothideomycetes, Dothideales, Saccotheciaceae.
AUGCGGCUCUCGGGCGUGGUGCGUAGCGCCUUCCUCGCCUUGAUCGUCCCUGCCGUCCUGUCGACACUCUGGCUCUAUCUCUACCCCGUCGCUCAAGACUGUCGCUUCCCAUGUCCCAAACACAAUGGCGUAGCACCCUUCCGACUCCUCGCUCUGGGCGACCCUCAACUGGAAGGAGAUACCUCUCUACCCGACCCUAAUGCGCCACUCUUCCCUGGGCUCAUAGGCCUGCGUCACCGUUUGUGGAUUGAGCCACUCGAUGCCGCAGCACGCACUUUGAAACGCACAGUCAAGGACAUUGUCACAAGAGACAUCCCACGCCUGAUACAGACGCAACGAAAGAGGCUGGAUCUCCUGGGUAACGACUACUACCUCGCACAUAUCUAUCGCACGACCAGAUGGUGGACCCAGCCGACCCACGUCUCUGUACUGGGUGAUUUACUCGGCAGCCAAUGGAUCACCAACGACGAGUUCGAUCGACGAGCCGACAGAUUCUGGAAUAGAGUCUUUGUUGGUGCCCAUGCAUGGAGACACGAUACCCACGGAGAAGAGCUUGGAGAUGGUCCCGAGUGGGAUUUUGUGGACAACAUGAACGCCAGCAAGGCUCCUGCACUGCUCAACGUGGCUGGCAACCAUGACAUUGGAUAUGCCGGUGAUAUUGACCACCACCGCAUCACUCGCUUCGAACGUGCCUUUGGUCAAGUCAACUGGCGCGUCAGGAUCCCCUUCUCAGACCUUACGCCGAACCUGACUACGGAACUGCACCUUGUAAAUCUCAAUUCAAUGAACCUGGACAACCCUGCUUGGAACCAAGACCUCCAUCGCGCAACACAUGAUUAUCUGGACAGUGUCAUUGACGACACAAAGACGCGAAGCUCUCAGGAUGCUGUCAUCCUGCUCACACAUGUACCUAUGUACAAGCCAGCCGGUGUCUGUGUUGAUCCUCCAUUCUUCAGCUACUUUGCACCCCAUCAUGGUGGUGGCAUUCGCGAACAGAACCAUCUCACACAGCAGUCAAGUGAUAAGAUAUUGGAUGGUCUAUUCGGAACCAAGCGUGCAGGCAUUGUGCUCAACGGUCAUGACCACGAGGGUUGUGAUACAUGGCAUGAUCGGGUCGAGGCCGAUGAGGGCCAGUGGAACUCGACCAGAUUCUCUAUGCUCAACACGACCGCGAACGGCAUCCGGGAGGUCACCGUUCGAAGCAUGAUGGGUGACUAUGGUGGAAACGCCGGUCUUCUCUCUGCAUGGUUCGACAUUGUUGAAAGCAAAUGGAAGUUCGAGUAUGCCACUUGUGCACUUGGUAAACAGCACAUUUGGUGGGCAAUACAUAUUGUUGAUCUUGUUGUUGUCAUACUAGCUAUCGCAAGCGGCCUACUGCAGCUCUUGGAUCUGGUCACGCUACAGAAACCUAUCCUGAGUACAGAGAAAAAGAACAAAUGA